Miniopterus natalensis is the source of this 1399-nucleotide messenger RNA. It is a transcript of the gene SPSB3, whose product is annotated as splA/ryanodine receptor domain and SOCS box containing 3. Gene Ontology annotation, molecular function: protein binding. Gene Ontology annotation, cellular component: SCF ubiquitin ligase complex. The record is from RefSeq and is a predicted model, not a curated record. Lineage: Eukaryota; Metazoa; Chordata; Mammalia; Chiroptera; Miniopteridae. Gene Ontology annotation, biological process: proteasome-mediated ubiquitin-dependent protein catabolic process.
AGUCAGCAUUGGCAGGUUCAGCAGCCUCUCGGCAAGAGGCGUGUGCAGCGGGAACCGCGCCCCGCCUAAGCCCGGGACUUGGAGCGCCAGCCCGCGGCAGCCUGGCCAAUGCGUUGCGGGGGGCGGGGAUUGUUUACGUCUCGCUCGGGAGUGGAAAGUGGGUCACGGCCGCCGGCGGCGCGCGGCGGCGGAGCAGCGCAGAUCCUGUCCACCAUGGCCAGGCGCCCCCGGAGCAGCAGAGCAUGGCAUUUUGUCCUGAGUGCAGCCCACCGAGACGCAGAUGCCCGGGCCAUGGCUCUGGCAGGGACCACUAACUGGGGAUAUGAUUCUGACGGGCAGCACAGUGACUCUGACUCUGACCCUGAGUACUCGUCCCUGCCGCCAUCCAUCCCCAGCGCUGUGCCCGUGACGGGUGAGUCCUUCUGCAACUGUGAUAAUCAGAAUGAGGCCUCCUUCUGCGGCAGCCUGCACACAGCAGCCCACCGGGGCAAGGACUGCCGCUGUGGGGAGGAAGAUGAGUAUUUUGAUUGGGUCUGGGAUGACAUGAAUAAGUCCUCGGCAACCCUGUUGAGCUGUGACAACCGGAAGGUCAACUUCCACGUGGAAUACAGCUGCGGCACAGCAGCCAUCCGAGGCACCAAGGAGCUGGGGGAGGGGCAACACUUCUGGGAGAUUAAGAUGACCUCUCCUGUCUAUGGCACAGAUAUGAUGGUAGGCAUUGGGACAUCGGAUGUGGACCUGGACAAGUACCACCACACGUUCUGCAGCCUGCUUGGCAGGGAUGAGGACAGCUGGGGCCUCUCCUACACCGGGCUCCUCCACCACAAGGGUGACAAGACAAGCUUCUCCUCGCGGUUCGGCCAGGGCUCCAUCAUUGGCGUGCACCUGGACACCUGGCAUGGGACACUGACCUUCUUUAAGAACAGGAAGUGCAUAGGAGUGGCAGCCACCAAGCUGCAGAACAGGAAGUUCUAUCCGAUGGUGUGCUCCACAGCAGCCAAGAGCAGCAUGAAGGUCAUCCGCUCCUGUGCCAGCGCCACCUCCCUGCAGUACCUGUGUUGCCACCGCCUGCGUCAGCUGCGACCCAACUCUGGGGACACACUUGAGGGCCUGCCCCUGCCACCUGGCCUCAAGCAGGUGCUACACCACAAGCUGGGCUGGGUGCUGAGCAUGAGCUGUGGCCACCACAAGUCCCCUGUGCCCUCGCCCAAGGCCACUGUCAGUCCCAACAGCCCAGAGACUCGGCGCUGCCAGAGAAAGCGCUGCCGAAGGACCUAACUUAUUUUCCAAUGAAAACUGCCUUCUGAGGCUAGGACAGCAUUUUCUCCAUCCUCUCCCACAGGCCGUGCUCCAGAGUAACAGGAGAGGGAGGAGUUGGGCCAAGGUCUGUCUGGUCUCU